UUCCUCCUGUGUAGGAUGAAGACAACGACAGCAGCAGUCAAUAGACCCCCCCUGGCUCCUGAUGGGCCAAACGGUGCAAACCCCCACACUCAUGUUAACCAUAACGUGACAAAUGCUGCACAGCAGGAUCCAGGACUACACAGCCAGGAUCCAGGAUCUUCAGCCUAUCCUCAGCACCCCAUCUUUGCUAGGCCUGUCUUUUACGUUAACGGUCCACCUCUACCCCCGUUCCUCCACUACCAGUGGCCCACGCCCUUAUCUUACAAUCCCUUUGCAGGCUUCCUAGGCAUGGGCUAUGGUAUGGUCAUGCCCCCAUUCCCUCCUCCCCCAUUCCCUCCUCCCCCCUACCUGGAGUCUCCAGUUUACCUUGUACCGCACCCUCAGGUACAACCAGUACGCCUGCUCCACCCUCAGGCCCACGGUCCAGGUGCACCACUUCAGAAUUUAAACCAGACCCGCAGAACUCACCUGGCUCAUACUACAUCUGUAAGAGAAACUGUGAACUCGGAGGUCCAAACAGAACCCCCACACAGAGGUGUGGGUGGCUACGAUGAGGGAUGCCCACUUGUCAGCUCAGAUUCUUGGUGUGCAACUGCCUCAACCUCGCCAUCAUCUUUGAGUUCUAGUUCCCAAAAACAAGGCUCAGCUGAGGUUGAGACCUAUACGGUGGUCAGUACUGAUGCAAAAGAACAGGCUAAUAGGCCUGGCACAAACACCGUCAAACAUGGCGCUAACAUGAUCCAUCCUGUGGGAAUGAAUGAUGUGCAGUUAGCUGGAAAGGCAACUCAAAAAAUGCAGACAUGUCAGGAUAAUAUUGUUCAGGAGCCCAAUAUGUGGUUAGUGAGUUCUCAGGAUGGCAUGGUUCCUGUGUGUAGCUCUUCUCAAAGGGAGGAUGAAGUCAAAGAGAGACGCAUCUCUCUUCCUGAUAUUCUGAGCUGGGGAGGUGGCACACCUCAGACAACAAUGAAAAUGGCAGCCAAAGUGCUCCCUCAGAAUAAUGAGCUUCCAUGUUAUGAAACUGAACAGACGUUAAAUGCUCUACUUCAGAGUCCUGCUGAGACAAAGAAUGAUCCAGUAGUGCUUAGCAGUGCUGAUGUCAACACUGAAGUUAUCUCAAGUCCUAAUGAUGGAGAAAUGGUCUCAAAGGUCCUCAGAUGUCCUCCUGCUUUAGAACCCAUUUCACUGCCCACAAGAGAUGAGUCUGUGGAACUUACUGUUAGCCCUUACUUAACUAACGGAGAUGAAAUGCUGCAGUCGCUAAAUGCACCCCACAAUGAGACGGAGAAUGGCAGUGAGACGUAUGAUGACACCACAGAGAUCACACCUAACCAUGUGUCUUUAAGCAGAUGUCAGAGAGAGAUGAACCUGUCAUUUUGGUCUGUGGAGUCUCUCGCCCCUUAUAUUCCAACUAAGGAGUGGCUACAGCAGAAUGGCAUAUUUGAACCUGAAGUAAUUGUAGAGAUGGAGAAAACUGAAAAUGGACAGUCAUCAGGAAAUGAUAGCCCCAGUGUUAAAUUUAAUAAAGAAAGGAAGCGAUCUUGCAGAUUUUCCUCUUCUGACUCUGUUCCAGUGUCAGAAAACUGCCUUAUUUUUAGUACCCCAGCAAAGAGACGAAGUCCUCCAAAAAACCCAGACUUGGAGUGUGAACCUGAAGUCUGUGAACUAAAAGGAACUGAAAAAGGCCAAAGCAUGGUUCCUUCAGAGAAGGAUCCUUCCUUCACUCCCCUGCAGGGUACAAUCUUAACUGCCUGCACUGACAAAGACAUGGAUGAAAAUGGGUCUUCUGAACCAGAGGCUAACCAAAGCCCAAACCAGGAUACUCUUAUGAUAAAUGAGCAUGAGGAGAAAAGCCCUUGCUCUCGUGACAGAGAGGAAACCUGUCUCAUGUACUCUGCAGCAGAGGACAAAAUCUCUUCCACUUGCCAAAUGACUCUCCAAAAUAGCCUCCACAUGGAGGUGGAGGACGACAUCUCUAAAGUAGAAGGUGAGAUGAAAAAUGUGGAACUGUGUGUUCCAACAGCUGACCAGAAAAUGGCCCACACGUUGCCAUCAAAGGGAAAUUUAGUCGACUGCGCCAUCCAGUGCACCGAGUUACAGCAAAUCAAGUGUUUCUGUGAGGAGUUGAAGGGCAGCGUGGGACCAAACAGAAGACAUUCUUAUAAAUUUCCAGAUAUGAAGACGGUAAAUGAUGGCAAGGCUAAAGUGUUCUGCAUGCAGAAACAUUCGAAGAGGAAUGGUCAGCGGAGGAACCGAGGUCAAGAAAAACACAACAGCCAGGAGGAAGCCUGCAAUGGAAACAGUGGAAAACCUGGGAAGUUGAAAGGUGGGAGUGGAAGGAUCCUGCAGUACUGACCAAUGACCACAUUCUACAAGACACUUGGAUUUUAAUCUCUAUUGAAAUUA
Molecule: messenger RNA, 2403 nt
Organism: Archocentrus centrarchus (flier cichlid)
Lineage: Eukaryota; Metazoa; Chordata; Actinopteri; Cichliformes; Cichlidae
Exons: 5
Coding region: 16-2352 (778 amino acids)
Source: RefSeq, a predicted model, not a curated record